AUGCCAGGCAAAUUGGGCAGUAAUUCCAAAAAGAUAGCAUUUAUCCAUCCAGAUCUUGGAAUUGGUGGAGCUGAAAGAUUAGUCGUUGACGCAGCCGUAGGUUUACAAGAACUUGAAAAUGAAGUCAUAAUUUAUACUUCUCAUUGCGAUAAGAAGCAUUGCUUUGAAGAAGUCAGUUCCAAUUUAUUGAAUGUUGAGGUUUAUGGUGACUUUUUUCCAACUAAUAUUUUGAAGAGGUUUCACAUACUAUUUGCUAUUAUCAGACAAUUUUAUUUGGUACUUGCGUUAAUCAUUACUGGUAAAAUAAAACAGUAUGACUACUUCAUAGUUGACCAAUUAUCCUUUUGUAUCCCAUUGUUAUGCUGUUUUAGUAGACCUGAUUGCAAAAUUUUAUUCUAUUGUCAUUUCCCCGAUCAAUUACUAGCAUUAAAGGGUGGUCUUCUUAAGAGGUUUUAUAGGAUACCGUUUGAUUUUAUUGAGGAAUGGACCACUGGUAUAAGUGACCAAAUAGUCGUUAAUUCUAACUUUACCAAAGGUAUUUUCCAUAAAACAUUUAAGGGGUUAAAUAAUAUAGACCCGGGCGUUAUUUAUCCAUGUGUUGACCUUGCCUCUGCGACUGAUACUGACGAAGAUAAGUUGAUGGAUAAAGAGGUGAAUGAAUUCUUUAAGAAUGGUAAGUUUUUUCUUUCUAUUAAUAGGUUUGAACGAAAGAAGAAUAUUGACUUAGCCGUUAAAUCAUUUGCUAAGUUCAAGGCACAAUUACCUAAAAACGUUUCAGAAGAUAACAAAGUGAAACCAAGAUUGGUCAUCGCUGGGGGAUUUGACCCCAGAGUCGUUGAAAACGUGGAAUAUUUACAAGAGUUAAAUAGUUUAGCAGAGCUGUUGGAUUUGAAAUGUUUCACUAUUAGAGGCAAAUUACUAAUAAUACCACCUGCUACUGAUGUAUUAUUUUUACCAUCUAUUAAGUCAUCAUUAAAGAAAUCUUUGAUUAAAAAUGCUGAAUUAUUAUUAUACACACCUUCUUUCGAACAUUUUGGAAUUGUUCCCGUCGAAAGUAUGCUUUUUAAAACCCCUGUAUUGUCUGUUAAUAAUGGUGGUCCUUUGGAGUCUAUUGUUCAUUUUACUUCUGAUAAUAUUGAGACAGCGACAGGCUACUCUCAAGAACCUAACGAUGAAUUGUGGUCAAGAACGAUGUUUGCAUUUUACUCUGAACUAGACGAAGCUACAAAGAUAAAGUUGGGCGAAAAUGGAUUGAGUAGAGUUGAUGAAUUAUUCCUGAGACAACAGAUGAGUGAAGCAUUCAUGCAAAACUUGAUUCAAAGUAAUUCAAAGGAUGAAGAGAAAGGAAUUUUAUAUGGGGUUCUAAAAUUAUGGAGAAUUGAAUUGCUAUUGGUUCUUAUUAGUUAUUAUUUGGUAAGAUUAUAUAAAUAG
This is a messenger RNA of Debaryomyces fabryi, 1431 nucleotides long. It is a transcript of the gene ALG2, whose product is annotated as GDP-Man:Man(1)GlcNAc(2)-PP-dolichol alpha-1,3-mannosyltransferase. Bases 1 to 1431 code for a protein of 476 amino acids. The record is from RefSeq and is a predicted model, not a curated record. Gene Ontology annotation, molecular function: alpha-1,3-mannosyltransferase activity; GDP-Man:Man(1)GlcNAc(2)-PP-Dol alpha-1,3-mannosyltransferase activity. Lineage: Eukaryota; Fungi; Ascomycota; Pichiomycetes; Serinales; Debaryomycetaceae. The transcript has a single exon.